This is a messenger RNA of Patiria miniata (bat star), 3023 nucleotides long. RefSeq names its product solute carrier organic anion transporter family member 4A1-like. Lineage: Eukaryota; Metazoa; Echinodermata; Asteroidea; Valvatida; Asterinidae. Gene Ontology annotation, biological process: sodium-independent organic anion transport; transmembrane transport. Gene Ontology annotation, molecular function: protein binding. The transcript is spliced from 10 exons. The coding region runs from base 88 to 2160 and encodes 690 amino acids. The record is from RefSeq and is a predicted model, not a curated record. Gene Ontology annotation, cellular component: membrane.
UUGCUUGUGUAUACUGCAGGAUUCAAAAGGAGGGAUCACCUUGUCAACCUCAUCAGCAACUUAUCUGACGUUAUUUUAUGCAGCUACAUGAAUAAUUCAACAGGUGCAAUGGAUGACCAGAACGAUCGCAACGAGAUCUCCAACCAAGCCGAGGUGGAGAUGCGAAACCCCAACAAACGCACGCCAAGUAUCUCUUCAAAAGAAGAAGAUGCGAAUGAAGAUGUUGAGUGUGUCCCGUACGGGUGGCUGUCCAUCCGACCCAAGUGGCUUCAGUUCCUCAACAACCCUAAGGGUUAUCUGGUGUUCCUGUGCUGGUUCGUUUUUGUCCAGGGCAUGGCGGUUAAUGGCUUCAUCUCCGUCAUCAUCUCCACUCUAGAGCGCCGAUUUGUCCUUCCCAGCGUGCAAAGCGGCUCCAUCAGCAGCUGCUACGACUUCUCCGUCAUGAUCAUCAUCAUCUUCGUCACCUACUUAGGCGAGAGCAGCCACAAACCCAAGUGGCUAGGCACGGGCGCCUUCAUCUUCGUCCUUGGCUCGCUGGUGUUCAUGCUGCCUCAUUUCAUAACCCCAGAAUAUGACGUCACGCCUUCUGAGGUCGACACCUGUGACCCGACACGCCCGACUGCAAAUACGUGUCUCGAAGGCGACUCUAGCCUGAGUAACUACUUCUGGAUGUUUGUAGCCGCGCAGGCGCUGCAUGGUAUAGGCGCUUCUCCUCUCUUUACAUUGGGAGUCACCUACCUGGAUGAGAACGUUAGGCCAGCAAGUCUGUCUAUUUACAUUGGUAUUUUCCAGGCUGUAUCUACACUGGGUCCUGCUGUCGGGUAUUUAGUCGGAGGACUGUUCCUCGGAAUUUGGACCGACUUCCCUAAAGAGCCACCAGGGGGUAUAGCCGAUGACCAUCCGUUAUGGGUGGGUGCGUGGUGGUUGGGGUCGGUCAUGCCAGCAUGUCUUGGGAUCCUCAUGGUGCUUCCACUCUUAGGCUUCCCAAGAUACCUCAAAGAUCAUAAAAAGGUUGCAGCGCUAAGGGUUGUGGAAAACCAAAAAGGAACGGAUUUCAAGUCCAGGAGUGAAACAGAGGGAGUAGCAGGUGGCAUCAAAGACUUCCCAGUUGCAGUCUGGACCCUGGUUAAGAAUGCCCCCUUCAUGUUCAUCUGCCUCGGUCUCAUCACGGAAUCGAUGAUCCUGUCAAGUAUCUCUGCCUUUGGGCCAAAGUUGCUGGAGUCACAGUUCAGCGUGUCUUCUGGGUCAUCUGCCAUCAUUGCCGGUAUGGUCGUCAUCCCAUCCGGACUAAUCGGCGCUCUGAUUGGUGGGUUCCUAGUCAAGAAAUUCAACCUGAUGUUCCGGGGCAUGAUUCUUCUGUGCAUCGCGACGCUCAGCGUUUCUCUUGUCCUCAUGGCUGGCUUCUUCUUCAAUUGUCCAAGUCUCAGGUUUGCUGGCGUCAACACUUACUACAACAACACAUCGUUGGACUAUAAAGGCGUCUUCGACCUCGCGUCCCAAUGUAACAGCAACUGCAGCUGUGACACCUCAUACAACCCCGUGUGUGGAGACAACAACAUCAUGUACUACUCGUCGUGCCACGCUGGCUGCACCGAGAAACUGGACAAGAACGCUGACGGGUACCAGACUUUCUCCGGCUGUGGUUGCGUCUCAGCGAACGAGACCGAUGCACGUAACGGGGCAGUGGCCGGCGAGUGCUCGAUCGACUGUGGUAACUUGUGGGGCUUUAUAGUCGUUGUCUUCGCUAUGGCGUUGUUCGCGUUCGUGGCAGUGGUACCAACUGUCACGGCUACUAUAAGGUGUGUUUCGCACACGCAGCGUGCGUUUGCACUCGGUGUGCAGUCUCUCCUGUACCGGGCAUUAGGGACCGUACCUGGACCCAUCAUCUUCGGUAGCAUCAUCGACCAGUCCUGCAUCCUGUGGGAGACAUCGUGCGACGGCGCCCGCCAGUGCUGGCUCUACAACAACGGCGAGAUGAGUCUGAACGUCUUCAUCCUUCUCGCCAGCCUCAAGCUGGGCUCCUGUAUCUUCUACAUCCUCUGCUACAUGACCUACAGGGCGCCCUCUAGCGCCGAGGAGGGCAAGGACAGCGACGUCAAGAUGGCGUCCGAUGGGAAGGCAGAGGGCGCCCCGGUUGGCACACUCAGCACAGAUUUUUAGUUUAGUGACGAGUAGAAGUUAUUAAUUUUUUUUUUUUUUUUGGGGGGGGGGAAUUUGGUUCGGAUAUAACGCUGAAUUAAUGAAGUUCUAAAUAGGCUGCCAACAAAGAAAGUCUCUGCCAAUAAAAAAAAUCUUCACUGCCAAUACAUCUAAAAUACAAAUCAAUAGACUGAAUAGACCUCAUUCAUUUUUGUUAUACUUUCGCACAAUAGGUUCUGUAGGUUUUACAUUCAUUGGCAUUAUUAUUGAUCGAAAUGAUGUUUAUUAAAGAUCCAAUUUAUAAUUUCUGUACUUGACAAUUUACUUGCAGCUUUCCAUCACGUGACUCCGGCACGUGUCUCCGUUAUAGUCAACGUUAGAUUUUACUAUUCGUAUAUAGCGUAGCAUAUUUUGUUGCUCUGACCUGUAGUACAGACAUAUCCGAUUCUGAAUUAAGUCGUAUAGUGCAAUGAACUCACUAAAUAAGAAAACAGAAACUCAAGUAUAGAACGGCAUUUAAAAAUUUAUUUUGUAAAAAAAAUUUCAGACAAUUGAUAUUUUGUUUCCUGUGUACAAACUGGUGAUUGGGUUUAAUAAAAUAAUGUUGUUAAUUUGGUUUUACAUUUCUUACUUAUUAAGUGAAUUUUUAUUAAAAACUAUGCAGAUAGUGUGCCUUUUCAAUAAAUCCAAGGGAUUUUUUAGGUUGAAAUGUGUUGUAUUCAUUAAUUAUUUAAAACUAUUUUGAAACUUUCUAGAAUCAUUCCAGAUGUAUAUUAAAACAAUCAAUGGAAGUAUAUAAUGCUCAGACAAUUUAUAUUUAGAAAUCUUGUAAAUUACAAGCGUUUUUCUUUAAUAAAAAUAUUGUUACAAUAUGAGUUAUUCUC